Cucumis melo (muskmelon) is the source of this 1833-nucleotide messenger RNA. RefSeq lists its product as uncharacterized. Bases 1 to 1833 code for a protein of 610 amino acids. Lineage: Eukaryota; Viridiplantae; Streptophyta; Magnoliopsida; Cucurbitales; Cucurbitaceae. The transcript has a single exon. The record is from RefSeq and is a predicted model, not a curated record.
AUGAAUCUUUUCAAAGGACUGGGGAAAGCUGGGACUGACAUUUUGGGAGGAGCUGUGAAAGGAGCAGGAAAGAUUGUUGAAACAGUGGGGGAUGUGGUUGAGAAGGCGCCGGUCGUUGGUGGCAUCGGAACUGUCGUGGAGGGCACCGGGAAGGCGAUCGAAAAUGUUGGUGAGGCGACUGAGGAUUUUGGUGAAAGAGUAUUUGACAAGGAAGAGGAAGGUCCUAAACAAAGUGAAAACAAUGACGAUUUAAUGAAACAGUAUGAAGCUGAAAUGGACCGACGUGCAGAAGAUUACAAAGAGGAUGUUGAUGAUUCAACAGCCGGACAAGAUUAUGAAGACGAUGAUGACAUAGAUGAAGCAGAGAAGAAGUUGAUGAAGAGUGAUAUAGAUGAUUCGAACUACGAAGAAGAGGAAGAAAAUGAAGAAUUAACAAAGGUAAUCCCGAAGAAUCUCUCCCUCAAAUCCAUCCGCAAUGGAAAAUAUCUUCGCUACAUAAGCGAAAGUGAAAACGCGGACGGACUUCUUCGAUACUCCGGCAAGAACAUCGUCGGACCGUAUUCGAAAUUUUCUGUCCAUGCAUCGAAAACCAAGCCAGGUUUCUUCCAUAUAAGGUGUUGUUACAACAACAAAUUCUGGGUUCGUUUAUCCGAAGACUCGAACUACAUUGCAGCCAUAGCCAAUGAAGAAGAAGAUGAUACAUCGAAAUGGUCGUGCACUUUGUUCGAACCAAUUUUUGUACCGGAGAAAACCGGGUUCUACUACAUCCGCCAUGUUCAGCUCAACACCUUCCUGUGCAUGGCUGAAGGAGAUCCUUCACCUUACAACGAUUGUUUAGUUGCAAGAGUGGAAGACAUAACAGCCAUCGACGAGAAUCUUGUCCUCUCGGCCGUGACGGAUUGGGACUCCAUAUUUAUACUACCAAAAUACGUAGCUUUCAAAAGCAACAACGAUCAAUAUCUCGAACCAUCUGGAAAAUACCUCAAAUUCUCAGCUUCUAGCGUGGAAGAUCCAGCCGUUGUGUUUGAGAUAAUAGCCAUGCAAGAUGGAUACGUUCGUAUAAAACAUGUGAGUUCAGGUAAGUAUUGGAUUCGAGAUCCGGAUUGGAUAUGGUGUGAUUCAAUUGACAUCAAAAGAGACAACCCCAACACUCUAUUUUGGCCUGUAAAAGUGGAUAACAACAUCGUGGCUUUUCGUAACAAAGGCAACAACCGUUUUUGCAAGAGAUUGUCAACAGAUGGGAAGACGAAUUGCCUUAAUGCCGCGGUCGGAACGAUAACGGAGACUGCACGUUUGGAAGUAACAGAGAUUGUUGUAGCAAGAAGUGUAGAAGAUGUGGAUUAUCGUGUUAAUGAUGCAAGAGUUUAUGGGAAGAAAAUCCUCACUGUGUCCAAAGGGGUUGCUAUUAACAAUACUAAAGUUAGUGAUAAAAUAAGUUUGAAGUUUAGGUAUGAGAAGAAGGUGGAAAGAACAUGGAGUUCAUCCGUGUCGUCGACUUUUGGAAUUGCUACUAAGUUUAAGACAAAGAUUCCGACGGUCGGGAGUAUGAAGUUCGAGCUUUCGUUGGAGGUUUCAAGUGAAAACACGAGGGAAGAAACAGAGAAGGAAAAAUCAUUUGUGGAGACGGCAGAGACAAUAACGAUACCGGCAAUGUCGAAGGUGAAGUUUAGUGCAAUGGUAACACAAGCUUAUUGUGAUGUUCCUUUUUCGUAUACUCGAAGGGACACUUUGAAAGAUGGGAGACAGGUGACACAUCGUUUGGAAGAUGGGCUUUUCACAGGUGUUACAACUUAUGACUAUAAGUUUGAGACUGAAAAAGUAGAAUCGUUGUGA